Molecule: messenger RNA, 717 nt
Organism: Paraglomus occultum
Lineage: Eukaryota; Fungi; Glomeromycota; Glomeromycetes; Paraglomerales; Paraglomeraceae
Source: the annotation of a GenBank genome assembly
UUAGGAGUAGAAAGUAAAACUGAGGAAGUGUUUCAGGCUCUGAGAGAGGAGGAACUAAAAGAGAGACAGAGAGCAAAUAACAUUGGUGAAAGAUUUAAUGAACUUGUUGACAGAUACGAAGAACGUUCAGAGGAAUACAAGAAGAAUAUCAAAGAUUACAAUGAAUUGCUUGGUAAUAACAGAGAAUUGAUGGGGAGGUUCGAGUCUUUACAGGAAAGGUAUACUGAAUUAGAUGACAGAUUUGGUGAUAAAAAUAGAGAGUGUGAAGAGUUAAAAAGAAAAUAUGAAAAUGAAAAACAAAAACAUUAUGAAGAAGGUUUAAACGUUGCUCUAGCACAGCAGGAAAAUAAGAGUUUAUCACAGCAAAUAGAUGAUAAGAAUCAGCAGUUAAUGAAAGUUACUGGCGAAAAGAGUCAAUUAACAAUCAAAGGGGAAGAAAAGGGUAAAAGUAUAGAAAAACUAACUAUUCAAAUUGCUAACUUGCAGGUAGAUAAUAACAAAAUUCGUCAAGAGUUAGCCAAAAUUCAGGAAGAAAAAAAUAAAAAAAAGCAAAAAGAUGAAUGGAAAAUUGCUACUCUGCAUGAACAGUUGAUUCGGUCACAAAAAGAUAAGAUAAGUGGAGAACUUAAUAAUAAAAAGAAGAAUUUAGAGGUUCUUUUUCACGAAUCCGGGGUUAAUCAUCAACAGUCACGUAAACUACAAGAUGCCUAUGAUUGA